GCCCCGGUACCCUCCCUGUGGUCUUCCUUCCGUCACUUCCGGCGAGCUUCUCGCGGUUUCUGGGUUUCAGACCGGUGGCCUCAGCUGUGAAGAGGGAGCUCUGCGUUUCUAUUGUAAGAUUCAGGAAGAGAAGCGGCGUCAACCAAGCGCUGUCAGUCAUGUUCUCUUUCAACAUGUUUGACCACCCGAUCCCCCGGGUCUUCCAGAACCGCUUCUCCACGCAGUACCGCUGCUUCUCCGUGUCCAUGCUAGCAGGGCCUAAUGACAGGUCAGAUGUGGAGAAAGGAGGGAAGAUAAUUAUGCCACCCUCAGCCCUCGAUCAACUCAGCCGGCUCAACAUCACCUAUCCUAUGCUGUUUAAAUUGACCAAUAAGAAUUCAGACCGCAUGACACACUGUGGUGUGCUGGAGUUUGUUGCUGAUGAAGGCAUCUGUUACCUCCCCCACUGGAUGAUGCAGAAUUUGCUGUUGGAAGAAGGGGGCCUGGUUCAGGUGGAAAGUGUCAACCUUCAAGUGGCUACCUACUCUAAGUUCCAGCCUCAGAGCCCGGACUUCCUGGAUAUCACCAACCCUAAAGCAGUAUUAGAAAAUGCAUUGAGAAACUUUGCCUGUCUGACCACUGGAGAUGUGAUUGCUAUCAACUACAAUGAGAAGAUCUAUGAGCUGCGGGUGAUGGAGACCAAACCUGACAAGGCCGUAUCCAUUAUUGAAUGUGACAUGAAUGUGGAUUUUGAUGCUCCCUUGGGCUACAAAGAACCAGAAAGACCAGUGCAGCAUGAGGAGUCAAUAGAGGGAGAAGCUGACCACAGUGGCUAUGCUGGAGAGGUGGGCUUCCGUGCCUUCUCUGGAUCUGGGAAUAGACUGGAUGGAAAGAAGAAAGGGGUCGAGCCCAGUCCCUCCCCAAUCAAGCCUGGAGACAUUAAAAGAGGGAUUCCUAAUUAUGAAUUUAAGCUUGGUAAAAUCACUUUCAUCAGAAAUUCACGUCCAUUGGUCAAAAAGGUUGAAGAGGAAGAAGCUGGGGGAAGAUUCGUCGCUUUCUCUGGAGAGGGACAGUCGCUGCGUAAGAAGGGAAGAAAGCCCUAGGUCCAAACUGUUGGCUGACUGGAAAAUAAAAGAUGCGAUUGCAA
This is a messenger RNA of Acomys russatus (golden spiny mouse), 1126 nucleotides long. RefSeq names its product ubiquitin recognition factor in ER associated degradation 1 (gene Ufd1). The record is from RefSeq and is a predicted model, not a curated record. Bases 159 to 1082 code for a protein of 307 amino acids. Gene Ontology annotation, cellular component: VCP-NPL4-UFD1 AAA ATPase complex. The transcript has 12 exons. Gene Ontology annotation, molecular function: polyubiquitin modification-dependent protein binding. Lineage: Eukaryota; Metazoa; Chordata; Mammalia; Rodentia; Muridae.